Molecule: messenger RNA, 2564 nt
Organism: Gopherus evgoodei (Goodes thornscrub tortoise)
Lineage: Eukaryota; Metazoa; Chordata; Testudines; Testudinidae
Gene: CHST8
Product: carbohydrate sulfotransferase 8
Exons: 6
Coding region: 299-1648 (449 amino acids)
Biological process (GO): proteoglycan biosynthetic process; carbohydrate biosynthetic process
Cellular component (GO): membrane
Molecular function (GO): sulfotransferase activity
Source: RefSeq, a predicted model, not a curated record
CCAGCGUGCGGCGCGGAGACCCCGGCGGCAGGAUGCGCUGAGCCGCCCCCAGAGGAGGGGGCGCUGCUCCCGCUGGGCCAGAUGUCACACAUUAUAAAAAUACAUCUCUGGACUAGCACUGGGGAUCAAUUUGACUAGGUGUUAUGGCAAUUAAUGAAUGUCAGGAAGGUGCUAAUUAUCAUAUGCACAUACUCCUACUGCUUUCAAGGACAGACUGCUCAGAUAUCACGAUGGUAUUAUAAUGGAAUGGCAGCUGAGAAGAUGAGACGAUGAGUGAAAAGUGUGUCUUGGAGAUUGCAUGCAGUUCAUUUUCCUGGGUCAAAAGUGGAUUGGUUUGAGAACAAUAAUUAUGAGGCUGACAUGUAUGUUCUCCUUCAUCUUGCUGUUUGGAGCAGCGGGGCUUGUUGUCUUCAUUCAUCUGCAGGAUCCAGAAGACAUAGUUCAUCAGCAGACGCCAGGGAUAAAAUAUAACAGGGGACCCCAACAACCCAAAAAACAGGACUGCACUUCUAGCAACAAUCAGGAUGUAAGAAUAAGAAAAAAUUCUGUAGAGGCAUUAGCAAUGGAAAACCAGAGAAGUUCAUUAUACCCACCUGUGAAUGCACCUACUAAGCUUCAAAGUACAGACAGAAAACAAAAUAUAAUGUUUGUGAUGAAAGACUAUCAAAAAAAAGAUGCAGAAAUUAAUCCUAUUGGGCUCCACAAACGGCGAAGGAGAUUUGUAAUUAAGAAGAGCCCUAUACUGAUUGCUAUGAACAGUUCUUCUCUCAACCUGCCUAUGCUUAAAUCUGAGGACAGAAACAACAACAACUGGAAAAGUCUCUAUCAGAUCCAAAGAGAAAGAAAGAGAAUAAUGAGAGAUACUUGUUCCAAAUACAAGAGUAAUAACAGAAGGAUAAUCACUCCUUAUCACGUUUCCAGAAUAUUUGUAGAAGAUAAAUACAGAAUUCUAUACUGUGAAGUUCCAAAAGCUGGCUGUUCUAACUGGAAACGAGUGCUCAUGGUUCUCAAUGGGUUGGCUUCCUCCACAAAAGAUAUACAGCACAACACAGUGCAUUAUGGAAAUUAUUUAAAAAGGCUGGAUGGGUUUGAUCGCAAAGGGAUUUAUCACAGGCUCAACACUUACACCAAGAUGCUUUUCAUUCGCGAACCCUUUGAAAAGUUGGUAUCCGCAUUUCGGGACAAGUUUGAGCAUCCGAACAAUUACUACCACCCUGUUUUUGGAAAAGCUAUUAUUUCGAGAUAUCGUGUCAAUGCCUCCAAAGAAGCAUUAAGGACAGGUUCCGGAGUCAAAUUUAAAGAGUUCAUUCAAUAUCUUCUAGAUGUACAUAGGCCAGUGGGCAUGGACAUUCACUGGGAUCACGUCAACAGGCUUUGCAGCCCAUGUUUAAUAGACUAUGACUUUGUAGGGAAAUUUGAAAGCAUGGAAGAAGAUGCAAAUUUCUUCCUGCAUUUAAUUGGUGCUCCACAAAAUUUAACUUUCCCUAGGUUUAAAGACAGACAUUCCAAUGAAGAACGAACCACCACUAAAAUUACACAGAGCUAUUUUGCACAGCUUUCCCCUGCUCAAAGACAACACAGUUAUGAUUUUUAUUAUAUGGAUUAUUUGAUGUUUAACUAUUCAAAACCUUUUGAAGAUUUGUAUUAGAAAGUAAGAGACACUUCUAUUUCAUAUCAGCUGAAUUACAUAAUAGAUACAGGCUUUGGUACACCAAUACUCUAGAAGCACUCAUUUUCUAAGAAUAAUCAGUGGAUUCAUGUGACAGUAAAAACUGAUAGCUUUUCAUGUACAAAAUCUCAUUUUAGAAAAUUUACUAUAAAUAAAAAAAAAUUGACUUUUACGUUUGGCCUGAAAUAUCAAAGCAAAAUGGGAACUACAAAGUCCUUAUUCCUCCAUGUGGUAUCACCUAGAUGUUACCGUCUGUUUAGCAAAGGGUCAGUUAAAGAGCAUUUCCACAGCAGCAAAAAAUAAGUAAGAGCAUAAAUGUUUUACAAUUAGUGACGUUUACAGCUGCUCAACUUCCUCCUUUAAAUCAUAAUUUUUCUACCAUUUCUCCAUGUGAUAAUAUACAUCAAAGCUCUUAAAUAAAGCACAUGAUUUUCCAUUCUGGUGGUUAUUUGUGUUUGCACUGGAGAGUGGCAAGAAGAGUGGCUGAAGAGGUGGGGAAAGCAGCUGAAAUCCUGCGGUGGAUCCAAUAGUCUAUUAAAUUCCUAGCUGUUAUGAUGAGCUUUUCAAAAUACCACAAGAUAAAGAAAAAAGUGCUGUUUCAUUAACAGCUUUACAGUUCCUUGCAAUCCGCAAUGCAGGCAACCAUACACCAGGAAGGCCUUAUAAAUUUGAAGCUGGACACAGAGUUCUAAUUACUCUCUGUGAUUACCAAAUUAAUUACAAUAAGAGAAAAUGUAUUACAAUUACAGUACAAUGUUCAAACAUGUUCUAGUGAAAACAUUAAUACUUAAUGACCAUGUGAGUGCAGUGUUAAAGCAGAUGUUGCAAUUCAUAGAGUGAGGAUGUAUUGUCUCCCUUCCAUAUUCCCCUUAUGCCACAUUGAUCUUCAAGAAGA